Penicillium diatomitis is the source of this 3000-nucleotide messenger RNA. Its product is annotated as transcription factor domain-containing protein. The transcript is spliced from 6 exons. The record is from RefSeq and is a predicted model, not a curated record. Bases 1 to 3000 code for a protein of 999 amino acids. Gene Ontology annotation, molecular function: DNA binding; zinc ion binding. NCBI's taxonomy places the organism in Eukaryota, Fungi, Ascomycota, Eurotiomycetes, Eurotiales, Aspergillaceae. Gene Ontology annotation, biological process: DNA-templated transcription.
AUGAGACAGACAUUGGGCAUCACCCCCCACGAUGACAUGACGCCGAGCGACAACCAUCUUCUCUAUUCCAUGGCCAACCCGGUCAAAGUCGAACCUUUCGAUGGGCGCAUACAAACCCAAAGGCAGCUGCCAUCGCAGACCGGUCUCGUCUGGACACUGUGCCUCUCUGUGCCCGCAAUGUACAGGAAGGCAAUUGCCGAUGAACGGCGCAUUUCCCGCGGCGCCGAUGCACAGCGAGAGCACGACCAGGUAAGGCACUCUUUCUCUUCAACAUGCGCAAGUCGGUGCCUCAUCUUUAACUCCCACGUGGCGUGGAAUGGCCGCUUAUCGCGAAAUUUCGGAUACAGUUCUGAAAGGCUGACAAAGUAUGUACACAGAAGUCAAUAUGUCGCGUCUCUAAAAGAGCGCUUAGCACGAGUUGAAUCCCUGCUCAAGACAGCCGGUAUCCUGCAUGACGCAGAUUUUAGCUCCGACGACGACUCAUCUUCGGACAGGCAGGAGUUCUCAGACGGAGAGGAAGAAGACGGCGACGACACCUUUCUGCCAUCGCAGUCUAUAACAUCUGAAUCACAUUCCUCUUCGGCCUCAUUGCGGUCUUCACCGGAUGCCGAAUCGUUUCCCCCUCCGGCGGCGUUGAAGUCACGCCCAUAUUUAAAUCUCACGAGCGCGAUGACCCUCGAUAUUUUGGUAGGCCACCAGUUCUCGACCACCCACGGUGGCCGCUCGUGCUCGCUGUCGCUGCUGUCUCGAGGUGGCAUCGAAUGGAUCAAACGAAGGACUGGCGAUGUCAGCUUCCUCAAAGUUCUCGGCACAGAUUCCACUCACGACAAUCCGUGGACGCAGUGGCGACCCGAUGUAUUUCAUGAUCUAUUCGCUUCGAAGGUCUACAAGCCACUCCCACCAAGAUCAGAGGUGUUUGCUCUCAUCAAGGAGUUUUUCAACACCGGAAACCGUCUGUGCCCGAUCUAUGAUGAGAAUUCGUUCAUGGACAUGGUAGAAUGGCAGUACACGCAACAAACGUGUGACGAUGCAGCUCGUUGGGCGAGUAUCAAUAUGGUGGUCAGCCUGGCGUACGAGUUUCGAUUUUCGAAAAGCGCAAAGCCCGAAAAGGACCGAGAGAAGGCUCGCCUCUACUUUAAAAAUGCCAUGUCUGUAUUUACAGAGCUGGCUCUGCGCCGGACCGAUCUUCUGAGUGUGCAGGCUCUCUUGAGCAUGGCAUUUUUCUUGCGAGGAGACACUGGUCCUCAGUCAGUAUUGCCAUUCGUGACGGCGGCGAUGCGAUCGUGCCAGAGGAUGGGGAUCCACCGAGAUGUGGCCAGGCCUGACCUCAGCCCCGCUGAACGAGAACAGAGACGGAGAGUGUUCUGGGUGGCCUUCACGAUUGAUCAAAGUACCUGCUUACGGGCUGGAAAUCCCCCAACGCAGCAUCCCGAUGACUUUGACGUCCCGCUACCCAGCGAGCUCAGCGAGGAUCUCAAUGGAAUCUCUUCGACUGACAUCCCUUAUUUCCGUCAGCUGUGUCGGAUGUCGGUCAUCAAGAGUCGUAUCUUCUGUCAACUCUACUCGGCCAAGGCACUGCUUAGAUGCCCCUCUGAGAUCUACAAAUCCGUUAAAGAACUUGACCUGCAGCUCAAAGCAUGGAGGAAAGAUUACCCCUCGCACGAGGACACGCGUCAGGCGACAUCACAGUCCAAUCCUCUACUCAUUUUUGGUACCAUUGCUCUCGACUUCGUCUACUAUAACGCCUUGAUAAUGACCCAUCGAAUUCCUAUUCUCCUCAAUUACUUGAUCACUGAUCGCGGACAUCUCCACGAGAUCGAGACCUUGGACAAGGCGCAGACUGCCAAGUCCUUGGUCAUUUGCGCGGGUGCUGCCAGAGACACGCUCAAAAUGGUGAAUAACAUGUCUUGGGGAGAUGUGGCAUGGAUAUGGUCUUUCCUAGACUAUGUCUUUUUAGCAGCGGCAACGAUUUUCUCCACAAUCAUUCGUGAUACCCAUCGUCCUAAUGCAAAGGAGGAUUUGCAGUCUCUUAGGAUGACGGCAACUUUUUUUGCAACUCUAACUCAGCCAGGCGAUGGGCCCUCGCACUACGCUGAGUUCAUGAGCCGAAUGAGCGCAAACCUUGAGCGUAUUGCCCGAGGGGCCGUUGACAAAGACGAGAAGCGAGGGCGAGGUCCAGAAGAUCAUGAUGAAGAAACCGCAAUCCCCGGAUCGAAAAGGCACAACCACAGCUCUUCGAAAUCAUCGACGGGCCGGAACCGUCAUCGAUUGUCACGUCCCCGACCGGCAGGAAACCCUGUCCACGCCAGCUCUGGGACUGCAUCCACGCCUGCUGUCGAGCGCGCAUCCAAGCUCUCCAUGAAGCCAUCUGCGUCAGUGGCACCUCCCCCGAUGUAUCCUCAGUCCACGGCAUUCAGUAUCCCAGAUGCGUUGGAUGGUCUUCCACCAGUCAACUGCGAUGGAUACGUCGUACCUCUAAGCCCAAGCCUAAGCUCUCAUACCCCCAUCACUACAACACAAUAUCACCAACCGUCAGGGCAUGCCAUGGAUUACACCGCUAAUGUUUCCCGACUUAUCCCCACCGAGACAACAAUGGACGGGGUCACUCCCACGACGCAGUCAGUCUGGCCCAUCGGACAAGAUCCUCUAUCCUACAAUACGACCAACUCGCCCACAUUCGACAACAGUCAGUCUCCAUUCUCCUCCAAUAGUGGCACACCGGGAACAGCCACUUUCCCGGCAUCCUGGGAAGUGCCGCUUACAGCCGACUGGCAAUUCGGCGAUCAAUUCUGGUCGGGACUCUUCCCCAACGAGAGUCUCGCUGCCUCUUCGCAAACUAAUCAUGUUGAUAUCCCUAUUCUUUUGGCCGAAUCGUUUUUAGAUAUGCCGCGGGAGGCUGUAGCUGGAUCAACGGAGCCUACGGUGGGAUAUCCCGAUUCGCAGAUGGCUUACGACAAUGUGUACAUGCCUUCCAGGUCUGCGCACGACCAAGGGCUCUAA